GGCUCUGCGCUUUUCUUGUCGAGGUGCCGAUGUCGGUGCGACUCUCCGUCGGUGUUGCGGGUGUCCGUCGGCCUUUUAUCAACGCACGAUCGCAGGGAGCACGUUGAGCGUAUGAAAUACAGGCAUGCGUGCCCAGUGAGGGGUCAGUAGGAGAAACGAAGUAAAACAGCUGGUUCAGCGUCGUCUUGGCAUCGGACACACCAAAGUGCCAGAGUUACGCGUCGGUCUGCACGGGAUAGUACUCCAGAUUUCUCAUAUAUGCGUAUAUCGAUAUAUGGCUAUUCGCAGCGGUGAUCAAAAAGAAUUACCCUUUUCCCUUUUCUUUUACGCGCGGUUGCAUCUAAUUGUCUUUUCGUCUUUACGCUUUCGUUGAAAUUCUGAUUGAUGUCGUGAUCCGCGCCUGUCCUCCCUGUGCUCUCUGCAGGGGGGAAUACCACACGGGUUUCUGUAGUCGUGGCUACGGGUGAUUCAUGCAGACUGCUGGUUUUUGUUUCUCUUUUUUUUGCUGAUCGGCUCCACAGAACCGUACGAAAAGGUCGCAUCAGCGCGUGACCACCACCACCGUGACGUCGGCAUUUGCGUAGGGAGCAGGGUGUCUGCUUUGUCGAUAGCCCACCUGAGUAAGCGAAACUGAAAGGCGACGAAUACAUGAAGCCAUCCAUCAACCUCCUCCUCCCUCUCUUCCUUCUUCCUUUGCCCCCCCCCCCCUCCUCUCUGCUGCGCACACACGCGGCCUAAAACGGCCCGUUCUCCUUCAUCCCCGCAGUUAAGUUUUAAAGGCUCGUAAGCUACUUCUUUUUUUCUCUCGCAUUAUCUUCUUUGAAAGGAAAACAAACAAACAAACAGCCAUUUUCUUCGUGGUUUUCGGUACGAUCCUCAAGCACGCCUUUGUCCUCUUCUCGUCCUCGCUUUUUGCAAGUACCUCCACAAGACAGCUUUGCCUUUUCUCUUGAGUGUGGGCUGCCGCAAUGAUGCUCGUCUCGGAUUGGUUCUCGCAGACCCGCGCCGUGCGUGCGCGCAAGGAGCGUGGCUUGCACCCGGUGAGCGAGGUGAAUAGGUUUGCCAUCCUCGUCUGUGGGCUUUUUUGCGGUAUCUGUGUGUCCCUGACGUACGCGUAUGACCUUUUCACGACGCAGUUCCGCGAUCAGUUCCAGCUCUCCGCCGGUGACCUCUCGACGGUGAGCACGGUCGGGCUCGUCUUCUGCUACUUCCUCCUUCCGUACAGCCUCAUCUUCGAGACCAUGGGCCCGUUCCUCAACUUUGUCAUCUGCCUUGUGACGGGUGUGAUCGGCACUGUGUGUCUCGCCCUGACCUUCACCGGCAAGAUCCCCGGCAACACCGCCACCAUCACCGUCUUCUACGCCUUCCUCAACACCGCCAGCGGCCUGAUCGACACGACAUACGUGUCGACAUUGUUCGAGAUUUUCCCGCGUAACCGUGGCCCGGUAGUGUGCCUGGCGAAGGUGAUGACGGGUCUGGGCAGCACGAUCUUUGCCUGCCUCAGCACGACCUUCUUCAAGGACGACAUCGUCGGCUUCAUUUACUUCCUUUGCGCCGUCAUCGCCGUCGUGACGGUGUGCGCGGGAUUUGUGAUUGUCCUGCCGCCGUACUACAUGAACUGGUGGCGUCUGCGCAACAAGGACCUGGAGGAGGUGGCGGAGUUGGCGGCGACCAAGCCGUUGUACCACCACAAGUCCGUCCCGAUGCGCCGCCUCGCCGUCGGCUACGCGGUGGUCAUCACGAUGAUUCUCUUCUUCACCAUUGAGACGCCCAUCGUGUCGUUUGUCCACAGCGUUUCGCGCGGCAGUGAGAUUGGCAUCGGCGUCAUCGCGGUCAUGCUGACGCUGUGCCUCUUCCUGAUGGUGCUCCCCCUGCGCUGCCUCGGCGGCAUCGACGAGCCGGCGCCGACAGACGAAGAAGUUCGUGCGAUCGCGCAGCUCUACGCCACACCCCGCGAGACGUCGAGCGAUGACGGAGCGGUCGAGAGCGAGGUGACGCUGAACAAGCCGGCCGUGGUGGCGGCAGCGGUGGCCGCGCAGGGCGACUCUCCCACCAACUCGGAGCCAGUGGCGGCGCCGGGGACGGAGGAGGAGGCAGAGAAGGACCGCUACGCCCGCCAAGAUCCGCGCUACCAGGGCACCACCGUGAUGGACUACAUCAAGUCACCCGACUUGUGGUUCAUCCUGCUUUACAUGUUCUGCAUCGCACCCAUCGGCAUCAUGGUCUCGUACAACGGCAGCACCGUCUCGAUCGCCAAGACCGGCGAGGCCCGCAGUGCGCAGACCUCCGCUCUCUACACCGCCUUCCUUGGUCUCGGCAACAGCGUCGGCCGCAUGGCGUUCGGUUUGUUUGAGGCCUACGUCCAGUACCAGCGCGGUCGCGGCGGCAAGCUGCUCGUGACCACGGCUCUGUUUGUGUGCCCUGUCAUCGCCACCGUCGGCGGUGUGCUGCUGCUGGUGCUGCCGGGCAAGGUGAUCCUGCUGCCUUACAUUCUCGUGUACAUCACGAACGGCUUCAACGCCGCCCUCCAGGCGCUCAUCUUCACCUGCCUCUUCGAGCGGUUCCACAACACGCUGUACAACAUGGGCUUCAUGGUGACGGUGAUCUGCGUGAUCUGCUUCAAUCGGCUCCUCUUCGGCAUGUACGUGGACAUGAAGCACCGCCAGCUGGGCCUCAGCGCGGCGCAGGAGUGCAAUACGGCGGUUUGCAUCCAAGUCCCUUUCAUCGUCUCCACCUGCCUCGCCGCUGCGGGCCUGAUCUUCGCGGCUCUCGUGCACGUGCGCUACGCGCGCUACGUUGCGCGCGUGCGGAAGCAAUCGGAGGAGAAGGCCGCCGAGCGGUCCUCCGAAGGCGAGUUUGUCGAGCUGCAGGAGGGGCUGUAA
Molecule: messenger RNA, 2882 nt
Organism: Leptomonas pyrrhocoris
Lineage: Eukaryota; Euglenozoa; Kinetoplastea; Trypanosomatida; Trypanosomatidae
Exons: 1
Coding region: 969-2882 (637 amino acids)
Cellular component (GO): membrane
Source: RefSeq, a predicted model, not a curated record